UCCCUGCUACCCACCAUCUAUAUAUUUCGCCGUUCCUCCUCCUUACCCCAACUCAUCGUUCUUCUUUUCCCGCUCCCUUUUUGUCUGUCUUCGAUAUGGCGGGAUUCCGUAAAACCCUAGCUCAUCGAUUGUGGCAGAUCACCAGGGUCGGUUCCCCCGCCACCUCCUCCUCCGCCUCUCGGGCCGGCAGCCACCUCCUCUACUCUGGCUCCCGCGACGAGCACGGGCUCCUCCGGCGCUUCCUCUCCUCCUUCGUCCAGAAGCGGCCCAUUUUCCACCCCGCCCUGCCGCCCGACCGCCACGCGCUCCCCCUCGGUGACCGGCUGCUCGAGCGGAUCUGCGGCCUCAGCCCGGACCGGAUCCGCCUCGACCUGCUCCUUCCGCCGUCGGCACCGAUCCCCGCGGCGGCGGAGCAGGAGGAAGAGGAAGAGGAGGAGAAGCGCCCGCCGGUGGCGAGGGUGGAUGCUGCGAGGGCGAGGCUGAGGGCUACGGGGAAGAGCUGCGUCUCCCACGCGGAGUUCGUCCGGAUCUGCUGCGAGGCGUCGGGCGGCGACCGGGGCGUGGAGGUCGCCAGAUCGCUGGAUGAAUCUGGAGCCGUGGUCGUGUGGGGCGAUGUGGUCUUUCUGCGGCCGGAAGAGGUGGCCAAAGCGAUCGAGACCGUCAUCGCGCCAUCACUGGCCCGCUGGAGCGACGCGGAGAGAGAAGAGCUCAGGGAGAUGGAGGCGACGAAGGCGGAGAUCGAUCGGAGCGCGGUGGCGCACGUGAGACGGGAGCUCUGUUGCGGGCUGGGGCUGUUGGCGGCGCAGACGGCGGCGUUCAUGCGGUUGACCUUCUGGGAGCUCUCCUGGGACGUCAUGGAGCCGAUCUGCUUCUACAUCACCUCCAUCUACUUCAUGGCCGGCUACGCCUUCUUCCUGAGGACCUCCAGGGAGCCCUCCUUCGAGGGCUUCUUCGCCACACGCUUCGCCGCCCGGCAGAAACGCCUGAUGAAGGCCAGGAACUUCGACAUCCAUCGCUUCGACGAGCUCAGGCGAGCUUCCCCACCUCCUCACCGACAGCUCACACCCCCUUCUUACAAUGCGAGGGCAAAAACUGUGUCCUAAUUCGAAGGAGAGAAGCCAAUUUGUAAGACUUAGGACUUCAUCAGAACCUUGAAACGAAGAAGAGGAAUACAGAUGGCGGGUUAUGGGAGAGCCCAGUGAUGGAAAUGAUCACAAUGAACAGGAAAACAUAAUUCUCAUGCAGUCCACACACCAAGAAAAAAAAAAAAAGUACAGUGAAGAAUUAAUUUCUGGAAAGAAAAAUGUUGUUUUCUGGAUGA
Musa acuminata AAA Group (dessert banana) is the source of this 1321-nucleotide messenger RNA. RefSeq names its product calcium uniporter protein 3, mitochondrial-like. The transcript is spliced from 2 exons. Bases 96 to 1103 code for a protein of 335 amino acids. Gene Ontology annotation, biological process: mitochondrial calcium ion homeostasis; calcium import into the mitochondrion. Gene Ontology annotation, molecular function: calcium channel activity; uniporter activity. Gene Ontology annotation, cellular component: uniplex complex; mitochondrial inner membrane. The record is from RefSeq and is a predicted model, not a curated record. Lineage: Eukaryota; Viridiplantae; Streptophyta; Magnoliopsida; Zingiberales; Musaceae.